AUGAGACACAUAAUCGUGACUAUUGCCGUUACACUGGUAGCAUGUUCAGAUAAACAAGGAGAAACAGUAGGUGAUCAUGGCGCUAGUGGUGGACAAGGAGCUGAUCAACCGAAUGGAACAUCACAUACAGGUCUUUUUGGAUAUCCGGGCCAAUCAACUAGCAGAUCUUCAACUCCAUCUCCAGUGGAAACAGUAGAUGUAAAGGAUGUUAAAGAUGCUAAAGAAGAACUUGGAAAACUCAAGGAUACUCUUGGCGAGCAUGCACAAAAGGCUAAGGCAGUUGUUAAGGAGUUUGAAGAGGCACUCGAAAGGUUAGAAGAUUGUAUUAAAACGAUAAAGAGUCUCCCUAACAUCUCUGAAAGUAAGAAUAAGGAUGAUCUUAAGGACAUGGAGGAGCUAGAAAUAGAGGCUAAAGAUGUGUUAAAUGACGACAUUGUCAAGAUGAAUGUGAUAUCCAAGAAAAGCACCGACCUAAUUUCUGAACUUGAUGAGUUUAUAAAAAAAGAAAACAGUCUGGAGACAUUAAAGGACAAGCUUACUGAAGUAACUGUCACUGUGAAUAAAGACGAGAAAGCCCUAAAAGAGUUUACUCAAAAAGAAAAGGUCAUCAAAGAACGGCUUUCGGAAGCUGAGGUUAGAAUAAGUGAAUUAAAGUCUGGAACUCUCCAAAAGGAUCAUAAAACGACCGUUUUCGAGGGAAUCUUUUCUGGAGAACGGGAUGCUCCCAGGGGCAAAGUGUUCACCAGAGAGGAAUUUGCAACUCUUAUUAGGUCUAAAGAAAAGAUUGAAAAGGUAGGGAAAAAUGAUGUUCUCAAAUUGGUCUUGACAGCAGCCUACUUGUUAGAAAAACGCAGGCACUAUCUUAAAAAUGCUAAAAACGAAAUAGAACAAAAGGUUAAUAAGGCUAAUAGACUCUUGGCACACUCCACAAGGAUAUCAUCAUUAUUUGAAGGCUCCAAGAAUUCAAAAAUAGAGGCACUAAGUGCAGAUGUACAAGAUAUAAAGUCGACUAUGGAUGAAACAUACAAAACAAUAUCGAGGAUUAUAGACAGUAAUUCCGUUGAUAAGUAUCUUGAAACUUUGGAGGAAUGCGGGAAGAAACUGACAGAUUCUAAAACUAAUUUUGAUGAUGCUUUAAGAAAGAAAUGUGUUGGAGACUCAAGAAAUACCCUUUUAUUCAUAGAACUCUAUGAGAAGAAUAAAGCUCUGGAUGAACAUUUUAAAAAUGCUCGUGAAGCUAUUUCCAAGAUGGAGAGUCUUGUGGAACAGAUCAAGGAUAAAUCAGAGUCUUAUAGUUCUGACGAAGAAGAUGACAACUCAAACAAUGAAAGUGACGCUGGUGUUAAAAAUGGACGUCCAGUUCUUACAUCAGGAGCACCUCCAGCCCCUACGCCAGAGCAAAGCAAGGUAGAAAACAAGAGUGAAGUGAAUAUGUUUGGUACAAUGAUCCCCUUAAUCACUGCAGUCUUUAUAGUUCUGGUCUAA
This is a messenger RNA of Theileria equi strain WA, 1485 nucleotides long. RefSeq lists its product as hypothetical. The record is from RefSeq and is a predicted model, not a curated record. The coding region runs from base 1 to 1485 and encodes 494 amino acids. Lineage: Eukaryota; Apicomplexa; Aconoidasida; Piroplasmida; Theileriidae. The transcript has a single exon.